AGUGAAAUAGUCUGUCGCUAUGCAAGCUAUAGUUUAAACCGAGAAUUAGAUCAUGAUGAGGAAUUAGAAUCAAGUGAAUGUAGUACCAUAGAUAAUGAUACAGAUGAGAAAAUUGAAGAAUAUGAUGAUAUACAAAUUCCUGAAGAAUCUGAUAUACAGAUUUCUGAGGAAUCUGAUAUACAGAUUCCUGAGGAAUCUAAUAUACAGAUUCCUGAAGAAAAUCAAGCAGCCGUAAAUGACUUGUAG
This is a messenger RNA of Racocetra persica, 246 nucleotides long. The record is from the annotation of a GenBank genome assembly. Lineage: Eukaryota; Fungi; Glomeromycota; Glomeromycetes; Diversisporales; Gigasporaceae.